Magnusiomyces paraingens is the source of this 726-nucleotide messenger RNA. RefSeq lists its product as uncharacterized. The transcript has a single exon. Lineage: Eukaryota; Fungi; Ascomycota; Dipodascomycetes; Dipodascales; Dipodascaceae. The record is from RefSeq and is a predicted model, not a curated record. Gene Ontology annotation, cellular component: membrane. The coding region runs from base 1 to 726 and encodes 241 amino acids.
AUGACUAAAACUACUUUUUCAAUACAGGCGAUUACUACGCCUCUUUUUAUCAUUCGAAUAGUUCAGCUGGUCAUGUCAAUUAUUAUUCUUGGAAUUGCGGCAGCCAGUGUUCACAAAACUAACGAGGCCUUUGAUAGAGCUAAAAUGUAUGUGGAAAGCAUGUACAGAUAUUCUAAUGUCAGUAUCGAAAAGAACCACAGUUGUGUUUUUUCCACUUUUGUUUCUGUCUGGACCAUUUUGGCCAAUUUGUAUCUCAUGGUUUCUCCUUUUGUUUUGGAAAUUGCAGCUUUUCCGCCACUCUUUUUAGUUGUCGAAUUCUUGUCAAACAUUUUCUGGUUUGUUUCAUGGAUCUACUUGGCUACAUAUGCCGGUGAUAUUGGCAGUUGUAGAUACGAAAUCUGCAAGUUGGUUCAAGCUGAUACUGUUUUGAGUGCUUUGACAUGGCCUUCCUUUAUAGCUUCAUUGUUUUUAGUUCUUAAGUCGGCUAUUCCAUACAUUAAAGCAAAGGGCUGGACUACAAAACUUGCUGGUCUUCCUGGUGGUUACUUUCCAGUUAUUGAAGGAUCAAUAGAGAAUGCUGCAGCUGCAAAUAUAAGUAAAGAUGAGGUACAAGUUGCAGAAGCAUUUUUACCUGAUCAAACUAUGGGAAGGGCUGUUCUGCCACCGGAAAAAAAUAAUGACACACUAGUUCCAGCUGGCAUGGAUUUGGAAGCAAACCGAAGAUGA